This is a messenger RNA of Amorphotheca resinae ATCC 22711, 714 nucleotides long. RefSeq lists its product as hypothetical. The transcript is spliced from 2 exons. The record is from RefSeq and is a predicted model, not a curated record. Gene Ontology annotation, cellular component: cytosol; mitochondrion. Gene Ontology annotation, molecular function: peptidyl-tRNA hydrolase activity. NCBI's taxonomy places the organism in Eukaryota, Fungi, Ascomycota, Leotiomycetes, Helotiales, Amorphothecaceae. The coding region runs from base 1 to 714 and encodes 237 amino acids.
AUGGCUGACCUCCGCCCACCACCCACGCCAGUGGCCCUGAUUGUCGGAACCGCCAUCGUCGCCGGUAUCAGCGGUUACAUGAUCGGAAUCGCGUCCUCCCUGGGCUUUCUGCCAAUACCGUUCAUGCCCAAAGCAGCCAAACCAGCCAAAGCACGAGGGACAGCCAACUACGACGACGAAGAAGAGAGCUCAGAGGAGGAAAUUGACGAAGGCGAAAUACUAGAUCAUUUGCCAAAUUGGGCCAAUGGCUUAGAGGCAGACAAGAGGGAUGGACUGCGAGCCUCAGCUCUAGCAGAAGCAAAAAAGUCUCAAGCUCCUGCAGCAGCUACAAAGCCCUCCUGGGCGGAUAGCACAGAGGAAUGUAAACUGGUUCUGGUUGUGCGCACCGAUUUAGGAAUGACCAAAGGCAAAAUCGCGGCUCAGUGCUCUCAUGCCACGCUCGCUUGCUACAAGAACUUCUUACGAAACGACCCCAAGUCCCCGAUUCUGAGGCGCUGGGAACGGCAAGGGCAGGCCAAGGUGGCACUCCAAGUAAAGAGCGAGGAUGAAUUGGAAGUGUUACAGGCCACAGCAAUCAGCCUGGGACUCGUGGCAGAAGUUAUCGCAGAUGCAGGGAGAACCCAGAUUGCCAGUGGGAGCCAUACGGUGUUGGGCAUUGGACCAGCGCCGAAGAGUGUAAUCGACAAGGUUACGGGAACUUUGAAGCUCUUGUAG